Molecule: messenger RNA, 3723 nt
Organism: Microsporum canis CBS 113480
Lineage: Eukaryota; Fungi; Ascomycota; Eurotiomycetes; Onygenales; Arthrodermataceae
Product: BR serine/threonine-protein kinase 2
Exons: 4
Coding region: 1-3723 (1240 amino acids)
Biological process (GO): protein phosphorylation; intracellular signal transduction
Cellular component (GO): cytoplasm
Molecular function (GO): ATP binding; protein serine/threonine kinase activity
Source: RefSeq, a predicted model, not a curated record
AUGGAAGCAAACUUAAUGAGCAGCUGCAGCCUGCAGCUGAGACAACCAUUCGGUGAUGCACAGAACCGUGCAAAUAUGGCUCACCCAAGCCUACAGCGUUCGCGUCCUGUUACGUUAUCUCCAUCCCUAGAGAAGCUCAAUUAUGCCGGUAUAGACUUCAAAGAACAUGAGACCACGGAACUAACGUUCACGCCGGUGGAAAAUAAACGGAUAUCAGCAGUCAUUGAAGCCCAGCCGAGCUCAAACCGUAACUCGACGAUCUCAACAGCCUCGACAGCAUCCACAAAGUCUCGACGCAAGACUCAUAUUGGGCCAUGGCAGCUAGGAAGGACUCUUGGCAAGGGAUCGACAGGGCGGGUGCGGCUUGCAAAGCACGCUGUAACUGGCCAAUCUGCAGCCAUCAAGAUCGUAUCAAAGCGUUUUGCAGCUAUGGUACAAAGCCAAAGCAUCAUGGCCAUGGAUAAGAUAACGAAGAUUCCUGGAAUCUCCAAUGAGCCUAGAGCAAUACCUUGUGGGAUUGAGAGGGAAGUUGUUAUUAUGAAACUCAUUCAGCAUCCAAACGUGAUCGGUCUCUUUGAUGUAUGGGAAAAUAGGGGUGAACUAUACCUCGUUCUCGAGUAUGUUGAAGGAGGGGAAUUAUUCGAAUACAUCUCUGAACAUGGACCACUACCUGAAAUUGAGGCUGUCCGGCUAUUUAGACAAAUUAUUUCAGCUGUCUCUUACUGCCAUAGGUUCAACAUCUGUCACCGAGAUCUCAAGCCUGAAAACAUUCUGCUUGACGGCUUCCUUAACGUUAAGUUAGCCGACUUUGGAAUGGCAGCCCUACAGCCCGAAGGCCAUCUGCUAAACACAUCAUGCGGUAGCCCUCACUACGCCUCACCUGAAAUAAUCCACGGCAAACCAUAUCGUGGUGAUAAAGCUGACAUUUGGAGCUGCGGGAUUAUUCUUUAUGCUCUCUUAUGUGGGUUUCUACCAUUUGACGGAGGUGACCUGCGAAACACGCUUAAGCUUGUUAAGAGAGGAGAGUACAUACUCCCCCCUUGGCUGAGCGAUGAAGCGAUAGACUUGGUUCAAUGCAUCCUUCAGAAGGAGCCAGGGGAUAGGAUAACUAUUACGGAUAUGUGGGAACACCCACUCUUGAAAAAAUAUGAGAAUAAUCCUCUCCUAAAAAAUGAGUUGGCUAUUGGCCCUGCUCCGCCUUUCCCUUUGAAGAUGUACGGGAAAGUUGCCAGUGGGCGCCAAGACAUCGAUAUGGAAAUACUACGAGGCCUGCAGACCCUUUGGCAUGCAGUAGAUUCAGAAGAGUUGAUUAGAAAAUUGCUUAACAACGAGAGUAACCACGAGAAAGUGUUCUACCAGAUUUUACAAAACUUCAGAGCUGCGCAACUGGAAGCCUCGGGGGAGCUGCCACUCAAACACUCUAGCAGUGAUUACCAUCAUGCCCCAGCCGCCCAUGCAACGGGCAUAUUUACUCCACAUCAGUCAUGGAAGGGUUCUAGAUUUUCCCUUGCCGGGGGAAGAUCUUCUGUAAAGAAUUUCCCCCACCGAGAGCCAUCUUCUCUGGACACUAUCUCGACAUACGACCCAUACCGAUCCUCGCAAACACCAACUCCAAACCCCCGAGCCGAAUAUGCUAAUGUCACAAUACAUCGGCGGCCAACUGGACUCACCAACUCUAUCCCCUCUCCGUCACCGAAUUCUGUACAGCAACCAUCGAAAAAUCGGGUGUUGACACCCGGUCCCCCCUCAUCAUAUAGUGUCAUGCAAGGUUUCGAAUCACAGAAAACCUCGUUAGGAUCUUUUCGGUCCUACAGUUCAAUAGAAAGCUCACGCUGCCGUACAACAAGCCCUAAGCAUAUUGGAUAUAGGCGGAAUGUCAGCUUUAGGCACCUGCAUAACUCUUCAAGCAACCAUACUCCGGCUAGGAACCGAACGUCUACUUCAAAAUCUCAAUAUUCGCUAUGCCCAAGUAGGCCAAUCGCUUCAGAAACAGCUAAGAAACUCCAGGAGCAAACGUCGGAUCCCAUUGAACAGACUUCUCUUCUUACGGCGCCUCUUACAGCACGUAAGCGUAGAGAUUCCACUCACCGGGAUGGUGUGGCAUUAUCCAAGGCUAGGUUGUCAUGGAGAGAAGAUACAAGAAAAGUAUCAGCAGAACUUGAAAAGCUAUGUGAAGAAGCCUUCAACCAAGUGUCCGACUCAUCAUCCAUGACAAAGGACUCAGGAAGCAAGGAACCAUCGGACACUUCUUCAACUUCAAUGUCGUCGAUAUCAAGCAAUGAAGGUCCAGAGCCAAAGGUAGAAGCUGUGAAUGACUUACUGCCCAACCAACCUCAGGAAUCGCCUCGCACAUAUGCGGCCCUAGAGCUGGCCGAGGCCCGACGUCGACUAAUAGAACACUCAGCGCAAGCCGGUGCGAACGGAUUACCAGACUACCUCAAAAAUGUUAUUGCUCAUCUGGACCGCCUCAUCGAUGACGAGACUACAAAUUCAGCCAAUAAGCCAAUAACCAAACAAACCCUUGUAGCCCGAGAGCCUACUGGGCGACUCCCAGUUAUUUCCGAAGAGAACCAUCUUGAAAUAGAACCUCAGGCAUUCCUUCCGCCGCAUGAAAUGACUAAACCAUUGGGUUUGGAUUUAGGAAACUGGGACACCAAGAAAUCUAUUCGAGUUGUGAAGAGCGACUCCGUGAAGAGCAACCUCGAUUUCGUGAAACCGCUGACCAUUCGAAAGCAGCAUAUAGCGGAGUUGCCUGCCUUGGACUGUGGGGUUAGCUCUUUCGGACUUUCGGGAUACCACUCUAAUGGCCGUAAUGAAGGUAAUGCUGUAUCUCCUAGAGGCGUUAUAGCCAGGCACGACUCAGGCCUGGAUUCGAUUGAGGAGGAUCCAAAAUCUGCUAGAAGUAGCGCAACCCGGAGCUCAAGAGAGACCAAGAAGUGGACGUGGUUGAAGUAUCGCCAAAAUAGCAAUACCUCGACUGAAGCAGAUGAGACUAAAGAUAAGGCAUUUACAGACAUCCUUGAUCGAAUGCAGGAUGAUCGAAAGAAAUCCACCUUGGGAAAUAUCGAACAGCACUUCAAGGAUCUGAGAGCAACAGCCGGAGGCAGUCGGCUUAGGAAUCUCUUCAAAAGAAAGAAAUCGGACGACCAUAUCCACAAACUUACAGAUGACGCUGACGAAACAGACAUUUCAAGCACCAUCAGUGACGUUGACAGCAAACCAAACGACAGCGGUAUCGAGCUAGAAGACGAUAGUACCGCUGCUACAACCCCUAUUCGCAGGAAUAGUGAUGACAUCCCUCUAACCACCGGGUAUACUAAUGCUUGGUUCUCCAAGAUCUUGCUCAUGAAGCUUGCCUCAAAGGUCCUUGCCCUCAACAUAUCCAAACCCCCGGCAAAGAAGGAAAUAAUCAAAAUCUUUAAAGAAUGGAAGAAAUAUGGCCUUGAGGGUCUCCACCUAGAUAACCAAAACGACAUUAUCUGCGGAUCUGUGGGGGAGCUGAACUUUCUUCGCCUUCGACCCGUUCAGUUUUCGGCCGAGUUCUUCUCCGUUCUUGAGCAUGGACGGCACGCAAACCUCAGUCUCGUUCGCCUCCGUCACGAUCAAGGUGCAUCAUCGUCAUUCUACAAAGUGGUGCAGACGCUUAGAAUGGUCCUCAAACAACGAAAUUACCUCGUUCAAGAUUCCCGUCGAGCCAAGAAAAUGAUCAAAGUCCUCUCUUAA